AUGAGCGGCCUGCCCAGAGAGGAGGUCCCCGAGGAGGGGGACCGUGGAGGGGCUGACCUUCAACACGGAACCUAUGCUGGGGGUGGAUUUGCAGUUUUCGAAUUUAAUUCAACUAACAUCUGGAACAGUCUUCCUGAAAAUGGCUGCGUUUGGGGUGUGGCCUACAAGCUGCCGACGGGUCGCGAGGAGGAAGUGAAGCGUUACCUGGACUACCGCGAGAAGGGCGGCUACCAAGUCAUCACCGUGACGUUCCACCCGCGCCCGCCCGCCACCGAGGCCAAGCCCAACCAGACCCUCCUCUACAUCGGCUCCCAUGACAAUCCCAACUACCUGGGACCCGCCCCCAUGGAGGAGAUAGCCAAUCAGAUCGUGGAGAGCAUCGGCCCCAGCGGGAGGAACACGGAGUACCUGUUUGAGCUCGCCGACGCGGUGCGCACCAUCGCACCGGAGGAUCUGGAUGCACAUUUGUUUUCUCUGGAGGGUUUGGUGAAGGAGAGGCUGCAGCAGAGACAGCUCCUACAGGCCAGUUGA
Molecule: messenger RNA, 531 nt
Organism: Knipowitschia caucasica
Lineage: Eukaryota; Metazoa; Chordata; Actinopteri; Gobiiformes; Gobiidae
Source: the annotation of a GenBank genome assembly